UACUCUUCUCCUCACCUCCAUCACAGCCAGUAAAGAUGGACUCUUGAGAGAAUUCUUAGUUUCGGUGGUGUAUACUCAAGUGUCUAAUGUUAAAGUUUUUUUUUUUAAUUUAAAAAUCCGUGUGCGAGCGCGUAAAAAAUCGUUUCCUUUAUUUAAUCCGAAAUCUGAACAAGUUUCGUCUAUGCAUGCAACGUUUUGUUGAAUAAUGAUUGUGCAAGAGCCAGUACAGGCUGCCAUAUGGCAUUGCCUGAAUCAUUAUGCUUAUCCGGAUGCUAUAUUCUUAGCGGAGAGACUCUGCGCCGAAGUGGAUUCGGAGGAUACACUUUUUCUUUUGGCAACGUGUUAUUAUCGUUCUGGAAGAGUGAGGCAAGCUCAUGCUUUGCUCUCAAAAAAAGCACCGAGUUCCUCGCAAUGCAGAUUCCUAUUGGCAAAAUGUUGUCACGACCUUGAAAAAUAUGCAGAAGCAGAAGCAGCUAUAACCGGUGGUUAUUACAAGCAAUUGAAAAAUUUAGAGGAUGUAGUAACACAAUUUGGUGAUCAAGCUUGUUUCACGUUGCAAAUAAUAGCAAAGAUAUAUUACAAAAUAAUGAGAACGGCAAGAGCUAACGAAGCUCACAAACUGGCCUUGAAGUUGAAUCCGUUUUUGUGGCAUUCGUUCGAGGAACUUUGCAACGUCGGGGAAAAGAUUGAUCCUGCAAAAACUUUUCAACUCGAUAAAUUGGAAAAUUUUGCAAUGUGUCACGGAACAACACCGAUUUUGAAUUACGUCACUGAGCCCGAUCUCAUUGUUUCCAACAAUUCAAACAACAACACACCUACUUCGAACACCAACAACGUAACACCCGUUGGCCAAACGAUGAUCGUAAACGGCUCACCAGGAGGAAGAUUGUACUCGACGACCCCUUCUUUGGAAGAGAGCCCGCAAACGACGCAACAGCUGCCCUCCGGGGCGCAACCGGUACAUUAUAAUAAUACUUCAUUGAUAUCACCGAGAGGAAAGCCACCGCGUUAUAGAAGUAUGUUCAGCAAUUCGAUGAGCCCUUUAACUCCCAGUUUCGGUAUUCUUCCGUUGGAUUCGAAUAGUCCUGAACCAACAAUAUUGCCAUCUCACGUCUCUAUUAACGAAGGUAGUGACCUCAAAAGCCUUGCCAAACGAGUCUGCAGUCUCAGAGCACACGUUGGGCAGUUGAUGUCGAGAAAAGAAACGCCGCUUCAACAAGGCAAGCCGGUAUUCUCACAAUCCGGUAACACGAGUAACACUGCCAAUAUUGUUACGGUAACACCGACAACGCCGACGCCGACAGCACCGACUCUUCAGGGACCUAAUGUCAGACGUUCGUCGAGACUCUUUAGUCACAGUUAUUCAGUAAAGGAAAACAACAAAUCGCCAAAUCGCAACAAAUUCGUCACCCCAAAGUCACCAUCUCGCAAGACCAAAGCUCGUCUGUCAAAGACUAAUUUAAAUAAGGCUAAUUUCAAUGAAUUGAACGAGAGAAAUCGAAGCGAGAAGGAAAAGAGCGAGACAAUAACUUCGGAAAAAAUGGUUGCAGCUACCAAUGCCCUUAAUCAUAGCAACGCUUCGCAUUGCGCGCUGAUCCUCCAAAAACAAUGCGCCGAAGGAUUAAUGUCGCUACUCCGAGAGUUGGGUCUGGCGUAUCAGCAUCUGAGCCAAUUCAAUUGUAGCCAGGCGGUCGAAAUAUUGAACAUAUUACCGGCCCGCCAUUACAAUACGAGUUGGGUAUUAUCGAUGCUGGCCCGAGCGCAUUUCGAGAUGAACGAUUACAAAAAAUCAUCGAGCUAUUUCAGUCAAGUGCGACAAUCGGAGCCCCAACGUACAGAAUUAAUGGAAAUAUACAGUACGGUUUUAUGGCAUUUGCACGCCGAGGUCGAAUUAUCGACCCUGGCGCAGGAACUCGUCGCCGAGGAUCGCAAUUCACCGGCUGCGUGGUGCGCAACGGGAAAUUUGUUUUCCGCUCAAACCGAGCACGAGACGGCAAUUAAAUUUUUUCAACGAGCCAUUCAAGUCGAUCCAAAUUUUCCAUACGCCUUUACGUUGCUCGGCCACGAGUACGUAUUAACCGAAGAAUUGGACAAAGCCAUAACUGCUUUCAGAAACGCUAUAAGAUUGGAUCCUCGACAUUAUAACGCUUGGUUCGGUCUUGGAACUAUUUUUUUUAAACAAGAACAAUACAGUCUUGCUGAAUUACACUUUAAACGUGCGCUGCAAAUAAAUCCGCUUAAUUCGGCCAUCAUGUGCCACAUCGGAGUCGUUCAACAUGCCCUCAAAAAAACUGAUCAAGCCCUCAAAACUUUGAACGCCGCGAUCACCAACGACCCGGACAAUACCCUCUGCAAAUUCCAUCGUGCCAGUAUUAAUUUUUCUAUUGGACGACACUACGAGGCGCUCAAAGAAUUUGAAGAAUUGAAAAGCAUCGCUCCCAAAGAGUCUCUAGUCUAUUACUCCAUAGGAAAGGUUCACAAAAAAUUAGGCAAUACUCAUCUAGCCCUGAUGUACUUUAGUUGGGCCACAGAUUUGGAUCCUAAAGGGGUCAACAGCCAAAUCAAAGAGGCGAUUCUCAGUCCUGGUCAAGGAGACGACGAAGUACCCACGAUUCAAUCACCGGAUCCGCAGCCGCAAAACAGUUCGACGGAGCAGGACGGCGAGGUAAGCGGGGAAGCUAGCGGGGAGAGUAGCAUUUCGGCGAGGAACGUGACGAUCGAGGCGCACGCUGACGACAGCGACGACAGCUUAUGAACGUCCAGGUUUACCAUUGCGACGAGAUGUCUAAACUCGUACUAUCUCGUCUUGCGCUACAGAGGAAUAUAUUAUUUAUAUAUAUACAUAAACAAAAGAAAAAACAGAGCGGAGAAGAAAGAGAAAAAUGAAACUAGGCGCGGCAGGAAAAGGGUUUAGGCGCACACCGAGCGCCCGAAAAGUUAUCAAGAUAUUGUCUAUAUGGUUCGGAGAAGCAUUUUUUUACACUCGCGCUGUUUCUCUUUUUUUUCCCCUCUAUCGUCAUCUUUUCUCAUUUUCUUGACUCCAUAUUCUCGCAUUUCUUCAUCGAAUUUACAAUUAUGGCGAAGGAAAACGAGCGCGCUACUAGAAAGAAAGGAAAAUUGUGGGUGUCUCGAGGGCGAUUUAUUCAUCUCGUGAUUGUUCAUUAGAUAGAAGGAUAUUAAUUUAGUCUAGAAGCAGAAAGAACAGGAGGAGUCGAUGCUGCUGAAUUUUUGUGUAAAUGUAAAUUAUUAUUAUUAUUUCUAGUAUUAUUAUUAUAUUUAAUGUUAUUAGGAUCGAAGCGAUCACUGGACGAGUGUUGGCCUCGCCAAUCGCGCCACCGAAAGAUCGCGUGCAAUUAAUCGAGCGGCGUCGCAAGAGUGAGCGAGGCAAAGGGAGCGGGAGCAUUAAACAGAGAUUUUUAGAAACGCAAAGAUUUUUUUUUCUAAAUUCUCGCGCGUCGCAGCUUCGAUAUCGCCGAUAAGAGUCUCUCCUCUGUUCCAAGGACACGAGUAUAGCGUACAAGUCGCGUAUAACUAUAUCCCGACCCCCAACAUCGAUAGAUUAUUUAAUGGAAGAAGAAAAAAAAUUACAAAAAAACCGAAUCGAAGCGAGGCAAAGCAAAAGAAAAUAAAAAGAUGAAUACGAAA
Molecule: messenger RNA, 3645 nt
Organism: Venturia canescens
Lineage: Eukaryota; Metazoa; Arthropoda; Insecta; Hymenoptera; Ichneumonidae
Gene: Cdc27
Product: cell division cycle protein 27
Exons: 10
Coding region: 206-2755 (849 amino acids)
Biological process (GO): cell division; protein ubiquitination; anaphase-promoting complex-dependent catabolic process
Cellular component (GO): cytoplasm; anaphase-promoting complex
Molecular function (GO): protein binding
Source: RefSeq, a predicted model, not a curated record